AUGCGUAGGUGCGCGAGAGAGAAAACCCGUGCGCACUGCUUCGAUUGCAGCUGGCUCGAUCGAUCGACUCGAGGCAGCUACGAAUCCACCUCCACCACGAUACACGCACACGCAACCGUACGUGUUGUGCCACACCGCGCGAGGCUGCUGAAGCUGCAACCGUACGUCCGGCCUCGCGCGGGAGACGCCUUCCACCCCUUGGGCCACACCUCAUCGACGCACGCAACCGGCGACAGGCUGGCGACUCGUUCCAGCUCGCGGAGUGCUCCAAUCGACUUCCUCUUCGCCACGCACGGCGCGUCCACCUCCUCGCUCUGCUGGGCGGUCUCCGCGCUAGAGUCCCACCCGGACGUGCUCGCGCGCGUGCGCGCCGAGGUGGCGGCCGUCUGGUCGCCCGAGUCCGGCGAGCCCAUCACCGCCGAGAAGAUCCAGGGGAUGAGGUACACGCAGGCGGUGGCGCGCGAGGUGGUCCGGUACCGCCCGCCGGCGACGCUGGUGCCGCACAUCGCGGGCGAGCCGUUCCAGCUCACCGAGUGGUACACGGUGCCCAAGGGCGCCAUCGUCUUCCCGUCCGUCUACGAGUCCUCCUUCCAGGGCUUCCCGGCGCCCGACGCCUUCGACCCGGACCGCUUCUUCUCCGACGCGCGCAGGGAGGACGUGGCCUUCAAGCGCAACUUCCUCGCAUUCGGCGCCGGCGCGCACCAGUGCGUCGGCCAGCGCUACGCGCUCAACCACCUCGUGCUCUUCCUCGCGCUCUUCGUCUCCGUCGCUGACUUCAAGCGGGACACCACGGACGGCUGCGACGACCCCGUGUACAUGCCCACCAUCGUGCCCAGGGACGGCUGCUCCGUCUACCUCAACCAACGCUGCGCAAGCUUCCCCUCCUUCUGAGUCGUCUGAGCUGCUCGUCCUUGUCCUCCCAUUAUUCCGUCCUCCCUCCUUGUCUCUCUCUGCUUCUUUCCUUCAUCUGGUCGUGUCGACUGAUGAUCUGUAGUAGCUAGGACCCGGUGUUUCUUGUGUUAGUUCAUUCCAUUGGACCAUUCAUCAAAUUAUUUCAUUUGUCA
Lolium rigidum is the source of this 1064-nucleotide messenger RNA. Its product is annotated as cytochrome P450 710A2-like. The transcript has a single exon. Lineage: Eukaryota; Viridiplantae; Streptophyta; Magnoliopsida; Poales; Poaceae. Gene Ontology annotation, molecular function: iron ion binding; monooxygenase activity; oxidoreductase activity, acting on paired donors, with incorporation or reduction of molecular oxygen. Gene Ontology annotation, biological process: sterol metabolic process. The record is from RefSeq and is a predicted model, not a curated record. Bases 1 to 891 code for a protein of 296 amino acids.